Lobosporangium transversale is the source of this 4786-nucleotide messenger RNA. Its product is annotated as ATP-binding cassette transporter 1. Bases 195 to 4718 code for a protein of 1507 amino acids. The record is from RefSeq and is a predicted model, not a curated record. Gene Ontology annotation, molecular function: ATP hydrolysis activity; ABC-type transporter activity; ATP binding. NCBI's taxonomy places the organism in Eukaryota, Fungi, Mortierellomycota, Mortierellomycetes, Mortierellales, Mortierellaceae. The transcript has 6 exons. Gene Ontology annotation, cellular component: membrane. Gene Ontology annotation, biological process: transmembrane transport.
UUUUUUUUUCUUUUUUUGCUUCUGUGUUGCUUCUCCUUUUCUCUUUUCAUAGUCUGGCAUUAUCACUCCCUUUCUGUAUCUUCAUCCUUGCCUUGUUGCGCUCUUUUCCCUCCCCCCCCUGAUUAUUCUCAAAGCAGAUCAGAUUGAUUGGUGUCUACUUUUGGAACAAUAGCAAUAACAAACAGACCUCAUUAAUGUCUAUUUGGCAAUGUCACCAAAAUGGUGCAUGGGGGCCGUUCAACCCUAACUGCCCAGCUGAUUUUACACCAUGUUUUGAAGACACAGUUUUGCGUUUAAUCCCAGUUUCAUUUCUAUUAAUUGCUGGUCUACCGCGUAUCAUUCAAUUGGCCAAGAAGCCCACAAUCAGUUAUCCUUCAAGUAAAUGGGUCCAGAUCCUGAAACAGACUGGAAUUACUGCUUUAAUCGCUGUCUCUAUUGCUAUUCAAGUUCGGAUAUUUCAAUCCCACAAGGAUAAUGACGAAAGUUACUUCAGCAUCGAAUCAUUGUCCGCCAUUGUUGAAAUUGUGCUUCUAUUCUUUGCAUGGGUAUUGACGAUUGUUGAGAACAAGAAGAAUCAUUUGUCAUCCAAUGUUCUGCUUGUCUUUUGGUUGCUAUUGUUUAUAAGCACAGCAAUUAAAUUGCGCACAUUGGUCUUGGGAUGCCCUAUCACCAGCGAAUGGAACGAGAGCACACUCUAUGGCUCCAAAUUAGCUCUUUCAGCAUUUGUCUUUUCGCUGGAAACGGUCCGUAAGGAUCCUGGAAUUCGUCUGGAUGAAGAUGAUCAAAAAUGUCCUGAAGACGAAGCCAACAUCUUCUCGAUUGCAUCUUUCCAUUGGGUGACGGGAUUGAUGCGUAAAGGAUAUGCCAAACCGUUGACAUUCGAUGAUCUGUGGGUAUUGAGGAAGGAAGACAAAUCUAAGAAUGUUUCGUUGACAUUUUCACAAGUAUGGGAAAACGAGCUCAAGAGUGAAAACCCCAGCUUGGUUCGUGCCAUCUCCAAGGCAUUCGGUAAACCUUUUUACGUUGCAGGAAUUUGGAAGGCUGCCAAUGAUAUUUUGGGAUUUUUGCAACCAGUUCUUUUGCGCGAGAUGCUACGCUUUGUUAUGAGUUACAAGACCGACAACCCACAACCACUAUAUCGCGGUUAUACCAUCGCUUGUCUUAUGUUUGCCUGCAGUAUCACUCAGACAACAGUUUUGCAUCAGUAUUUCCACCUCUGUUUCCGCACGGGCAUGCAUAUCCGUGCAGGACUCGUCACUGCCAUCUAUCAGAAAUCACUUCGGCUCUCCAACUCAGCCCGCCAGACCUCCACCGUUGGCGAGAUUGUCAACCACAUGUCCAUUGAUGCUCAGAAAGUCCAGGACUUGGUUACAUAUCUCCAUAUUGUAUGGAGUGGACUUUUUCAAAUUGUACUUGCCAUGUAUCUGUUGUAUGAUACCAUGAGCUGGGCGAUCUUUGCAGGAGUAACAGUAAUGCUUUUAAUGAUCCCUCUCAAUGCCCGGCUAUCAGUAUUCAUGAAGUCGUUUCAGCAGCAACAAAUGAAGAACAAGGACACUAGAAUCAAGUUGAUGAACGAGUUGUUGAACGGUAUUCGAGUUAUUAAGCUUUAUGCUUGGGAAGGAACAUUCUUGCAGAAAGUCCUCACGGUCCGCAAUGACUAUGAAUUAGCGACGCUGAAGAAGAUCGGCUACUUGUCUGCUGUCCAAAGCUUCACUUGGGCUUGCACUCCUUUCUUGGUCUCAUUAGCAACAUUUACUGUUUACGCGGUAGUCAUGAAGAAGCCCAUGACUACAGAUAUUGUCUUCCCUUCACUUUCAUUGUUUAACCUGUUGCAAUUUCCCUUGUCCAUGUUCCCAAGUGUCAUUAGUUCUGCCGUAGAAGCUUAUGUUGCGUUAGGCCGUGUCUAUAACUUCUUGACGAGUGCUGAGGUCGAUCCUCAUGCUGUCAUCGUCGAGGACCCGCGCAAGCUAUCUGGUCGCAAUGCAGCUGCCAAGUACGCGCUCAUUGCCAAGGAUGCAACUUAUGGCUGGUAUAAGGAUUCGGCUCCUGUGAUUACUAACAUAAACCUCGCACUCAAAAAGGACUGUCUCCUCAGCGUCAUUGGUCGCGUUGGCUCUGGUAAGAGUUCUCUAAUUGCCGCACUCUGUGGUGAUAUGGAGCGUAUUUCAGGUGAAAUUCGAGUUCGAGGCUCGGUAGCCUUUGUUCCCCAACAAGCAUGGAUCAUGAAUGAUACACUGCGUGCCAACAUCUUGUUUGGGAACCCAUAUGAUCCAGCUUUUUAUCAAAAAACAAUCGAGGCAUGCUGUCUUCAACAGGAUUUUGAUAUGCUUCUUGGAGGCGACAUGACUGAGAUCGGUGAACGCGGCAUCAAUUUAUCAGGAGGACAAAAGGCUCGAAUCUCUUUAGCUCGCGCGGUUUAUGCUCGUGCCGAUAUUUACCUGUUUGAUGACCCACUCUCUGCUGUUGACGCCCAUGUUGGUCGUACCAUCUUUGACAAGGUGAUUGGGCCCAGGGGUUUGCUGGCUGGAAAAUCUCGUGUCUUGGUGACUCAUCAGAUUCAGUAUUUAGCACAAUCAACUAGCAUUAUGAUGUUGCGUAAUGGACAGAUCGUAGAGCAAGGCACUUACCAGGAGCUGAUGCGGAAGAAAGCAGAUGUUUUCCAGCUUGUCUCAGAAUACGGAAAUGACUCGAAUGAGGGGGAUGAGGAAAUUCAACAGAAUGAAGAGCAAACGGUUUUGAGAGAAAACAUUGUUUUGGAGGACGAUAUUGUAGCAAAUGAUGAUUUUCCAGCUGAGGAAGUUGCACUCCUCUCGAGUACACCACAGUCUGCUCGUCGGGAUAGUAUUCGCAGCAUCAGUAAUAGUGUUCGUACGCUUCGUCGACCAUCUGUCGCAUCAUUACAGCAACAUGGCAAAGUUGCUAAGGCAGAUAUACCUAACAAUAAUAUUAUUACAGAGGAACAAAUGAGGCAAGGCAGUGUACAUAGAAGCGUUUAUCUCGCUUACGCCAAGGCUUGCUCCUACCGCUCUGUCUUUAUGUAUAUCUUUUCAAUGGUCUUCUCACAGGCUGCCUCUAUCUCAACUUCGCUCUGGCUGACACACUGGAGUAGUGACAACGAUCAAGGAAAUCAUACACAUGGUGUGAUGUAUUACAUUGGAAUUUAUGCUGCACUUGGUUUAUCCUAUUCACUUCUUACUGUCUUCCAAUCCAUUGUCAUUCAAGUCUUUUGCGGCAUCCGAUCGGCACGUGUAUUACAUCAUGAGAUGUUGAUCAGCGUCUUACGAUCUCCUAUGAUCUUCUUUGACACGACGCCCAUGGGACGUAUCCUCAACCGCUUCAGCAAAGAUCAGUCAACCAUCGACGAGGUCCUUCCUAGGUCUUUCUCUGGAUAUUCUCGCACAUUGUUCCAAGUUGCCUCUGUUCUGAUAGUGGUCACUUUUUCGACCCCCAGCUUCAUUGUGGCGAUCAUUCCUUUUGCGUUUAUCUACUUGUGGUUGCAGCGCUAUUAUCUGGCAACUUCAAGAGAGAUCCGUCGAUUAGACUCUGUCUCUCGCUCACCUGUCUUUGCUCAUUUCCAGGAGACACUUGGGGGCAUCAGUACAAUUCGGGCGUAUCGUCAACAGAAUCGGUUUAUUCAGGGUAAUGAGUUCCGUCUAGACCAAAACCUGCGUGCGUACUAUCCUAGCAUUGCAGGCAACAGAUGGUUGGCGUUCCGUCUCGAGACGCUCAGUUCUGUCAUCAUUUUUGGCUCAGCCUUCUUGUCCGUAGUUUCCCUUUCAAGGAACAUUUCAGUGGAGCCAGGUCUGGUGGGUCUGUCGCUGACUUAUGCUAUGAGCAUCACUCAGACGUUGAACUGGAUGGUGCGUCAAUACACAGAAAUUGAGUCCAACAUUGUUUCAGUGGAGCGUUUACAGGAGUAUAUAGAGUUGAAGCCCGAGGCUCCCGAGAUCAUUGAGGAUAACCGUCCUCCCCAGGAUUGGCCUCCUCAAGGUCGCAUUGAAUUUGUAGAUUAUGAGACGAGGUAUCGACCUGGUCUGGAGUUGGUCCUUCGGGGUGUGAAUUGCUCAAUUAAGCCGCACGAGAAGAUUGGUAUCUGUGGCAGAACAGGCGCAGGCAAAUCAAGUCUCACAUUAUCGUUAUUCCGAAUCAUUGAAGCUUCUCGUGGACAAAUCAUUGUGGAUGGGAUUGAUAUUGCAAAGCUAGGAUUAUACGACCUCCGUUCACGAUUCUCGAUUAUCCCACAAGAUCCUGUACUGUUUGCGGGCACAAUCCGAUUCAAUUUGGAUCCUCUGGGAACCAAAUCCGAUUUAGAACUUUGGCAAGCGCUUGAAGAUUCGUACCUCAAUAGUUAUGUCUCGAGCAUGGAAGGAGGAUUGAAUGCGAUGGUUCUUGAAGGAGGAGACAACUUCUCAGUGGGACAACGUCAGUUGAUCUGUUUAGCACGUGCAUUACUCCGCAAGACAUCGUUGUUGAUCUUGGAUGAAGCUACAGCUGCGAUUGAUUUGGAGACAGAUGCACUAGUUCAAAGGAUUAUCCGUCAAAAGUUCCGUGAUUGCACCAUCCUGACGAUUGCACACCGAAUCAACACUGUGAUGGACAGUGAUCGGAUUAUGGUAUUGGAUCAAGGACGAGUUGCGGAAUUUGAUACGCCAGCAGCUCUUUUGCGGGACCCAACAUCGAUCUUUUACUCGCUUGCAAAAGAAUCAGGAAACGCUUAAAGUCCAUAGAAAGUUUCUUCGACGAUCUCUUUAUUGGAAGGGAACCAGCUAUUAAUAUAUAAAAACAC